Molecule: messenger RNA, 1704 nt
Organism: Cercospora beticola
Lineage: Eukaryota; Fungi; Ascomycota; Dothideomycetes; Mycosphaerellales; Mycosphaerellaceae
Product: Ish1 domain-containing protein
Source: RefSeq, a predicted model, not a curated record
AACAAACGCACCUCCGACUUCCACUUUUCACUCCCACCUCAUCGUCAACAACACCCGCAGAUUCAUUGACAACCUCAAUCCCAUCACCACUAUCACCUGAGCAACUGCAGAUAUGAAGUUCUCCUUGGCUGUGGCCGCCCUGGCGACCACCGUCGCCGCCGACGGAUGGUUUGGCAAAGCCGCAUACAACAAGUGGCACGAGACCGAGCUCGAGAGAUGGCUGUCGGAUCACGACAUUCCAUACCCAGCAGCGUCUGACCGCAAGGACCUCGAGAACCUUGUCAAGGACAACUGGGAGAACUACGCUGUCAAGCCAUACAACUCCUGGGACACCACCCAGCUGCAAAACUACAUCACCUCCAAGGGUCAAGAGGUCAAGAAGGGGACUGAGAAGAACAAGGACACACUGGUCGCGCAGGUUCAAAACCUCUGGCACGAGACUGCUGAGCAGAGCAAUGAGGCCUACGGCAGUGUUCAGAACUGGAUCUUUGACACCUGGACUGAGUCUCAACUCAAAUCGUGGCUCGACUACCACAAGAUCCCAAACCCAUCGCCUCGCACCCGCGACUCGCUCCUCCACACCGCUCGCGCCAACUACGCCAAGGCCGCCGACAAGGCAGGCGAGACUGCCGCCUACCCAGGCAACUGGCUGUACUCUCAGUGGUCUGACUCUGAUCUGAAGGCAUGGCUCGACGAGCGUGGAGUCCCAGUCCCACAGCCAAGCAACCGUGACAAGCUCAUUGCCUCUCUUCGCCGCAACUCUAAGAUCGCUGCCGACAAAGCCGCAGCGCAAUACGCCUCUGCCUCCAAGUCCGCCUCCGCUGCUACCGAGUCUUUGAGCGACCAGCUUCUCGAAAGCUGGAGCGACAGCCAGAUCAAGGAGUGGGCCGACCGCAACGGCAUCAAGGUGCCGCAGGGCAGCAAGCGCAACGAGCUCAUCGCUCUUGCACGCAAGCACUCCGCUUCGCUGACUGGCAACAAUGCCAAGGACUCCGCGGCCUCCGCCUACGGUGCCGCUACCUCCAGCGCCGGCAACUACUACGCUGAGGCGACCCAAGGUGCCUAUGGACAGUUCCGUUACAUCUACGAUGUUAUUGCCAACAACCUUGGCUUCGCAUCCGAGCAGGCCAAGGCCAGCUUGAGCUCCGCUUCUUCCGUCGCCAGCGCAUCUGCCAGCUCCGCUUCAUCUGCCGCCAGCGUUUCUGCCAGCUCGCUCUCGUCUAGCAUCUCCAAGGCUGCACCAAAGUCUGCUUCCGAAGCCUCCAAGUCCGCCUCCAGCGCCAGCUCUGCCGCCAGCGUUGCCGCUUCUAAGAGCGCGUCCUCUGCUAGCGUUCAGGCCAGCAAGAGUGCUUCUAGCGCCAGCGUCGCCGCAAGCAAGAGCGCUAAGAGCGUCAAGAAUGAGUUGUAAGCUACACGACUCGAUUACGGCUACACAUGCAGCAACGAGAUCCGUCAAGAGACGCUACAACGUCAGCUUGACACGGAUAUCAAGCUGCUGAAUGUAUGGAAGGAAAAAAGAACAUAUGCCCACAGAAUGAGAACUCCGCGCCAUGGGCGAGAAGGAGAUUGGCCUUUUGUUUCUGCUGGGGCGGAGACAUCAUGAUUUACGCCUGAGUUCGACAGACACAGCGACGAACGCAAAAGAAUGGAUGACGAAAAGCAAUGACGAUGUAACACUACUAAUACCCUCACGAUGCGGCGCGU